AUGUCAAAUUUAGACAAUCCAGGAAUAUUUUAUCAGGGUCGAACUUUUACUGAUACAGGAGGUGGAGUUGAUGGCGGCCGAGAAUUGGUUGCUGAAUACAAACAAAUGGAUGAACAAUUUCAACGUUUUAUUAAAGAAUUUAGCGAGAAGGGAAUGGUUUGGAUUUACAGAGAACAAUUAAAGAAAAAUUAUACACUUGGGCAAUAUUAUUUGACCAUACAAUUUAACGACUUGCGCAAUUUUGAGGAAGAUGUUGCCAAUAAAUUAAGACGAUAUCCAGCUACACUUCUUCCAGCUCUUGAAUCAGCUGCUAAAAAGGUUACCAACGACAUUACUAAUCCUCGUCCAGCUGGUCAAGAAGAAGUUCGAGAUAUUCAAAUUAUGCUGAAUUUGGAUGAUAAACCGCAGAGUAUUCGCCAUAUUAAGAGUUCUGAAGUAUCUCAACUUGUAAAAAUUUCUGGUAUAAUUGUUGCUGCUUCUCAAGUCCGCUUUCGUUCAACUCGUUUAACUCUACAAUGUCGCACUUGCCGACAUACUAUUAGUGAUCAGGAAGUGAAGCCUGGUUUUGAGCAAUUUCAAAUGCCUCGUCGUUGUUUAGCUAACCAAGUUGGUCAAUUACAACGAUGUCCAAUGGAUCCAUAUGCAAUUUUACCAGACAAAUGUCGAUGUGUUGACUUUCAACAGCUUAAACUGCAAGAAUUACCAGAAGAUGUUCCUCAUAGCGAAAUUCCUCGACAUUUAUUAAUUUAUGUUGACAGAUAUUUGACGGAUAGAGUGACUCCAGGAAAUCGAAUUACAGUUACUGGGAUUUAUUCGAUUAAACGAUUACAAGGAGGGAAAUCAAAGUCUGGUCGAGAAGAGAAAACAGCUGGAAUGGCUGGUAUUCGUGUCCCUUAUAUUCGUGCUAUUGGAAUUGAAGUGCAAAUGACUGGAUUAGGACACACUGAUCAAAUGCAUUUUACACCUAAGGAAGAACGUCAAUUUAGGGAAUUAGCUAAAAAUCCAAAAGUUUAUGAAAUUAUUACGAAAAGUAUUGCUCCUUCUAUUUAUGGAGCAGAUGACAUUAAAAGGGCAAUUGCUUGUUUGUUGUUUAGUGGAUCUAGAAAAAUUUUACCUGAUGGUCUUACUCGCCGUGGAGAUAUUAACGUUUUACUUUUGGGGGAUCCUGGUACUGCAAAGUCUCAAUUACUCAAAUUUGUGGAAAGAGUUGCACCAAUUGCUGUUUACACUUCAGGCAAGGGAAGUAGUGCUGCUGGACUUACUGCUUCUGUUAUAAGAGAUCCAGCUUCGCGUUCAUUUAUUAUGGAAGGAGGGGCAAUGGUUUUAGCUGAUGGAGGUGUUGUUUGUAUUGAUGAAUUUGAUAAAAUGCGUGAAGAUGACCGUGUAGCCAUACACGAGGCUAUGGAACAGCAAACAAUUAGUAUUGCUAAAGCAGGCAUAACCACAACUUUAAAUUCUCGUUGCUCUGUUUUGGCUGCUGCCAAUUCAGUUUUUGGACGUUGGGAUGACACUCGCGGAGACGAAAACAUUGAUUUCAUGCCAACAAUACUUUCACGUUUUGAUUGUAUUUUUGUUGUUAAAGACCAAUAUGACAGAAACAGAGAUGCUCAAUUAGCUAAACAUAUUGUGAAAGUACACACACAAGCAACACAACCAUCAGCAUUAAAUUCUUUUGGGGGAAUUGAUGGAAAUAUUAAUGGAAUUGCCGCACCCGUAGAUGAAAAUAUGGAUGACGAUGGAGAUGAAAAUAUGUUAAUUGAUUCGAAUGAUGGAAAUAAAGAACUUUCUUUGGAUUUUUUAAAACGUUAUAUUGCUUAUGCUAGAGCUGUUUGUGGACCUCGUAUUUCUGAAACUGCUAGUGAAUUGUUACUUAAUCAAUAUGUAAAAUUAAGAAAUCCACAAAUUGACCAAAAUUCUCAACAACAAAAUUGGAAAGGAAAAAAACAUGGGCAAUCAACAAUACCCGUAACUGUGAGACAAUUAGAAGCGAUCAUUCGUUUAAGUGAAUCAUUAGCUAAAAUGGAAUUACUUCCUUUUACUGAAAAAAGACAUGUAGAGGAAGCAAUUCGUUUAUUUAAAGUUAGUACAAUUGCUGCGGCACAAAGUGGAAGUUUAAGCGGUGUUGAAGGGUUUACUUCUAGAGAGGAUCAAGAAUCCUUUGAUCGAGUUGAGAAACAAUUAAAACGUCGUUUUCAAGUGGGGACUUAUGUAUCUGAACAUUUAAUUAUUGACGAAUUUAGUAAACAAAGCUAUCCAGAGGCUUUAGUUCGACGAGCAAUUGACUUUUGUGUGCGUCGUGGGGAUUUCCAAUAUAGAAUGCAAAGAAAAUUACUUUAUCGAGUUAAGUGAGGAAAAUUAUGAUUUUUUUUAUUUUGGUAUUUAUAACCUUAACAAUUUAUUUUUCUAUA
Meloidogyne enterolobii is the source of this 2408-nucleotide messenger RNA. The record is from the annotation of a GenBank genome assembly. Lineage: Eukaryota; Metazoa; Nematoda; Chromadorea; Rhabditida; Meloidogynidae.